GGGCCUGUUGUCAUGGGGGAGGUGGUGGCGCUAGGUGGCUACUGGCGGCCGAGGUAGAGGCAUCGGCGGUGGAGUUGGUCGCGGGCAGCGGCAGCAUUCACAAUUGAAGUUGGAUGGUGAAUGGGUCUGAAACCUUUGAAAAGGUUCUGGGGCUGACAUGCUGAAUCUUGGAGGGAAAGAGAAAAGCAUCUUCAGAUAUAAUAAAAAUGAGGAAACUGAGGCUUGGUGAAGUUACCAAAGUUGCCCAAAGUCCAAAGUGAUACAGCUUCUGACGGGUGCAGCAAAGGUGCAGAGCCAGAUUGUGAAAAUUAAAAUGAACAAACUACGUCAAAGUUUUAGGAGAAAGAAAGAUGUUUAUGUUCCGGAGGCCAGUCGCCCACAUCAGUGGCAGACAGAUGAAGAAGGGGUUCGCACCGGAAAGUGUAGCUUCCCAGUUAAGUACCUUGGCCAUGUUGAAGUUGAUGAGUCAAGAGGAAUGCACAUCUGUGAAGAAGCUGUAAAAAGAUUGAAAACUGAAAGGAAGUUCUUCAAAGGCUUCUUUGGAAAAACUGGAAAGAAAGCAGUGAAGGCAGUGCUGUGGGUAUCUGCGGACGGACUACGCGUCGUGGAUGAGAAAACUAAGGACCUCAUAGUUGACCAGACGAUAGAGAAAGUCUCUUUCUGUGCCCCAGAUAGGAACUUUGACCGAGCCUUCUCUUACAUAUGUCGUGACGGCACCACCCGACGCUGGAUCUGCCACUGUUUCAUGGCUGUCAAAGACACGGGUGAGAGACUGAGCCAUGCAGUAGGCUGUGCUUUUGCAGCCUGCCUAGAGCGUAAGCAGAAGCGGGAGAAAGAGUGCGGGGUGACUGCUACUUUUGAUGCCAGUCGGACGACUUUCACAAGAGAAGGGUCAUUCCGUGUCACGACUGCCACCGAGCAAGCAGAAAGAGAGGAGAUCAUGAAACAGAUGCAGGAAGCCAAGAAAGCUGAAACAGAUAAGCCAGCUGCUGGCGCGUCGCAGGCCUCCAGCAGUGCUGCCCCGGCCCCCGCCUCCCCCACUUCUCCCACUGCGGACGCCACUGCCGCCUCGGAGAUGAACAACCCUCACGCCAUUCCUCGCCGCCACGCACCGAUUGAACAGCUCGCCCGCCAGGGCUCUUUCCGAGGAUUUCCUGCCCUCAGCCAGAAGAUGUCACCCUUUAAGCGCCAACUGUCCCUACGCAUCAACGAGCUCCCUUCCACCAUGCAGAGGAAGACCGACUUCCCCAUUAAAAAUGCAGUGCCAGAGGUGGAAGGAGAAGCAGAGAGUAUCAGUGCGCUGUGCUCCCAGAUCACCAGCGCCUUCAGCACACCCUCUGAGGACCCCUUUUCAUCCGCCCCGAUGACCAAGCCAGUGACAGUGGUGCCACCACAGUCUCCUGCCUUCCAAGCUAAUGGCACUGCCUCAGCCUUCCACGUGCUUGCUGCUAAGCCAGCCCAUGCUGCUCUAGCACCCGUAGCAGUGCCUGUGCGUGAGACCAACCCUUGGGCCCAGGCCCCUGAUGCUGCUAACAAGAAAGCUGCAGCCACACAUUCGGGCACUGAGUGGGGCCUGUCCUCUCCAGACCUCCAGACUGGCCAUAGACGCACUCCCUCAGAGGCUGACCGCUGGCUAGAAGAAGUGUCCAAGAGCGUCCGGGCCCCGCAGCCCCAGGCCUCUGCUGCCCCUCUGCAGCCGGUCCUGCAGCCACCGCCUCCUGCGGCUGUCUCCCAGGCGGUGCCACCUUUCCAAGGGAGUGUGUUCCUUGCCUCACAGCCCGUGCCUGUGGGCGUGGUCCCACCUCUGCAGCCAGCCUUUGUCCCUGCCCAGUCCUACCCUGUGGCCAAUGGGAUGCCUUACCCGGCCCCUAAUGUGCCUGUGGUGGGCAUCACCCCCUCGCAGAUGGUCGCCAAUGUGUUUGGCACUGCAGGCCACUCUCAGGUCACUCUCCCCCACCCAUCACCCAGCCUUGUCCACCAGCAGCCCUCCCCUCAGUGUGAGACAGUCAGUGCUGCUGCCCAGCCCUUCCUGAGGCCUCCAGCCCCACACCUCAACGGGUCUGCGGCCUUCAAUGGUGUGGCCGACCGCAGGCUGGCCUCAGGAGACCGGCGUCCAGAGCUGCCUGCAGGUGCCUGCCCGGUAGACGCCUUCGAGGCCCAGUGGGCAGCCUUGGAAAGCAAAUCCAAGCAGCGUGCGAACCCCUCCCCUACCAACCCCUUCUCCAGUGACCUGCAGAAGACGUUUGAAAUUGAACUUUAAGCAAUCUCUCUAGCUUAUGUGUCUUGUCUGUACUUAGGUGAAGGCAGGGGGUGGAGGUCAAAGGUGACUUUGUCUUCCCGCUCAGUACACUUUCCACUAGUCCCAGAGGUCCCAAGGAACAAGGCCAGGCAGAGUGCUUUCAUGGGGUGACUUUUGAAACAAGGGGGGGCAAGCUGUUCCUAGCAAAUGCUGUCUUACAGCCACGCCAAGAAGUCAGAAAAUAUUGCCCACGCGCCCCGUCCCCUCUCACCCUCGGACAGAUGUCUGGCAGCAGAGACAGAAGUGUCGGAACAGGAAUCUAUUCAAAGCACAUUUACUGGAAUAUAAAAGGCACUGGGAGCAGAACUCCCUUUAUCCUGAGGCCAUUCACUGGCUCCUCCAGGACCGGCCUUCACACUGGAGAGGCCAGAGCUCAGGCUGGGCGCAGCCAGCAGGGCUGCUUCCAGGCGUAAAGGGGAGCUUCCAUUUUGAGUAACAGAAUAAAUAUAUAUAUAUAUAUAUAUAUACAUAUAUAUAUAUCAAAAGCCAAAAUCUUUAUUUUUAUGCAUUUAGAAUAUUUUAAAUAGUUCUCAAUAUUAAAAAGUUGUAAGUAAUCUUGCCAAAAAAAAAGGUUAUUUGUAAGAAAUUGUAAAUAAGAUUGAUCAUUGAUGCCUACUGAAGUAAAACGGGGCAGGCGCUGCGGCGCAGUCCCUGGCUCGCUCACUGUCCUCCUGGGUAGCGCAUGCACCAGCAAUCGUGCUGAUGACAGACAGUCUCUAGGUCGUAGUUUUAAAUUUAAAAAUGAAAGCAGUAUUGUCCAGGUUUUAAACCUUUGAUGAAAUUCUAAUGUCAUUUUAACGGAAUCAAUCUAUGCUCUAUAGAGACUAUUAUCUUUUCUAUAUCAUUGGAAUCUCCUUUUAAUCCUUUAACACUAAGGUGACAGUGACAUCUCCACAGGGUGGAACGCAGGUUACCCUGUGGCUCUGUAGUUGGCUCCUGUCCUCUGUGCCGUUCCCACGGUCUGCAGAUCGCGGACCCGUUUGCUAGCUGUGUGUGCGCCCGCCACCCUCUGGGUGAGAAGUCCCAUUGCCAGUUGCAGCCACUUGACCUCGGGUUACAGGAGAUCCCAUCUCAUUUUUACUUUUGAACGUUGGCCUUACAAUCAAAUGUAAGUUAUAUAUAUAUAUAUAUAUAUUUGUACUGAUGAGAAUUUAUAAUCUGCUUUAACAAAAAUAAAUGUUCAUGCUAGA
Messenger RNA from Octodon degus (degu), 3489 nucleotides. It is a transcript of the gene Numb, whose product is annotated as NUMB, endocytic adaptor protein. The record is from RefSeq and is a predicted model, not a curated record. Bases 314 to 2260 code for a protein of 648 amino acids. The transcript is spliced from 13 exons. Lineage: Eukaryota; Metazoa; Chordata; Mammalia; Rodentia; Octodontidae. Gene Ontology annotation, molecular function: cadherin binding.